CUUCGUCUGCCAGAGAAAGACAGACGAAGCCAGUGAGAGAAGAAGGUCACUUCUAGAGCAGUGAAGGAACGGGGGGUCAUACCUGAAGACUGAACUCUGGAAGUCUGGAAAUGGGAAAUCAGGAGGUCCUACUUUAAACAGAAGAAGACAUUUUGAUGCCACACGACUGAAAGACGACUGGGGAACACAGCAUUACUGAGGGUCACAAUGGAGAAACUCUCUGAAAAAGAUAAAGGUCUGAUCCGGGACAGCUGGGAGAGUCUGGGGAAGAACAAGGUGCCACAUGGAAUUGUUAUGUUCACGAGAACUGAGAAACAGCCUUGGAGUGGCGUUGUUGGUAAAGUAGUUGAUGGGCCGGUGAUGUUAGUGAUCGAUGCAGCUGUGAGCCAUCUUGAUGACCUACAUUCAUUGGAGGACUUCUUGUCGAACCUGGGCAGGAAGCACCAGGCAGUUGGGGUGAAGACUCAGUCCUUUACUGUGGUUGGAGAGUCCCUGCUCUAUAUGCUUCAGUCCAGCCUGGGUCCAGCUUACACGACACCACUGCGCCAGGCUUGGCUCAAUAUGUACAGCAUCGUGGUAUCAGCCAUGACCAGAGGCUGGGCCAAGAAUGGCGAACAUAAGUCCAACUGAGAAGGAGGUAUUCACAUUGGAACACCCUGGAGGUCACCAGAUUUUUAAACUAACUUCUCAAAAAUCCUUUCAAAGAGUGAGGGGCUGGGAUAUGGGUCCACCAUUGGGAAAAUCAGUUCAGCUGAGUUGUAUUUUGGCUCACUGAACAGUCCUAACUUUGGUAGCUUGGUCUAACUGUAGACUGAGAUUGUAGAUGAGGUUGAGGUUGAGCUUAUUAAGAGUGCAUAGAUAGUUUGUGGUUGAAACUUCUAAAGCAAAAUUUGCUUUGUACAUACAGUAAUGACUAAGUACAUAUAGUAAUGACUAAAUGUAUUUCCUCAAGCUAUCUUAACUGACUGUCUUGAUGUGUUGAUGUUUUAUGUGAGCGUAAAACAGAGGUUUGACUAUGCACAUGUGAGCUUGGUCAACUUGAACAAGUUUUAUUUUGAUGCCUCUUGGAAUCAAUUUAGAUAAAGGCCUUUAAAGCCACUACAAUUUAACCCUAAAUGACACAGAAUUAAUUCUAUACUCUUGCCUGUGCUGUGUUUAAGUUUAAGUUUACUGUAAGUUUAGUGAUGUUCAGUAAGUUAUCUGAGCAUGAACAUUUGGCAGUAUGGUCCAAAUGAUAGUGUCAAAGAAAAUAAGCAAUCAGUAGCCAUGAUUUUUUUGAUGCCAUCCAAAUGUUCAUGUGAAAUAUUUCGUUUGCCACAUUCUUCAACCAUUAACAGUAUUUCUGGCGAUGAAAGUAAAUGACGAGAACUGUUACAUCCGAAAUAGCUUUUGGAAUUUUUUAGACUGUUAGUUUAUGAACGUGUGCCAUGUCAUAAGUUUACAUUUCCAUUGUAUGGGAUUAUACUCGACGCAUUCUACUCCAAGGCUUACUUACGAAAGACUUGUGUAGAUUGUUACUUCACAUAAAGUGACUGUUAUAUCAUAGUGACUAGAUGAUUUGCUCACCUAUUUACAAUUGUAGAUAGUCAAAAAAUGUUUAUGCUAAAUG
Sinocyclocheilus grahami is the source of this 1609-nucleotide messenger RNA. RefSeq names its product neuroglobin. The record is from RefSeq and is a predicted model, not a curated record. The transcript has 5 exons. Bases 208 to 630 code for a protein of 140 amino acids. Gene Ontology annotation, molecular function: heme binding; oxygen binding. Lineage: Eukaryota; Metazoa; Chordata; Actinopteri; Cypriniformes; Cyprinidae.